Molecule: messenger RNA, 3338 nt
Organism: Daucus carota subsp. sativus
Lineage: Eukaryota; Viridiplantae; Streptophyta; Magnoliopsida; Apiales; Apiaceae
Product: DNA mismatch repair protein MSH2
Exons: 13
Coding region: 185-3022 (945 amino acids)
Biological process (GO): mitotic recombination; mismatch repair
Cellular component (GO): nucleus; MutSalpha complex
Molecular function (GO): ATP binding; ATP-dependent DNA damage sensor activity; mismatched DNA binding
Source: RefSeq, a predicted model, not a curated record
AUGAAAAGCCCCCUUUCUUCAUCUUCUUGUCCAUUACAACCCGCCACUAUUUCCCGCCAUUACCCAAUACCUAAACCCCCUGUAUAAAAACAUCUUACACAAAUCCAACAACAGCCCACUAAAAAACACAACAUUUCUUGAAGACCCAUCUCAAAAAAUCCCAAUUUAAUCAUCUCUCAGCAAAAUGGAUGACCCUUUUCAAGAAGACAACAAAUUCCCGGAGCUCAAACUUGAUGCUAAGCAAGCUCAAGGGUUUCUAUCAUUUUUUAAAACCCUACCUAUUGACAACAGGGCUGUUCGAUUUUUCGAUCGACGGGACUAUUAUACUUCCCACGGCGAGAAUGCAACAUUUAUUGCAAAGAAUUACUAUCGUACUACUACUGCUUUAAGACAACUGGGCAAUGGAGCAUAUUCUCUUUCAAGUGUUAGUGUUAGCAAAAAUAUGUUUGAGAUGAUUGUCCGUGAUCUUUUAUUGGAGAGAACUGAUCACAGUGUUGAGUUAUAUGAGGGGAGUGGUUCAAAUUGGAGAUUGGUAAAAAGUGGGACCCCUGGAAAUCUUGGCAGUUUCGAAGACAUUUUGUUUGCCAAUAAUGACAUGCAGGACUCUCCAGUAAUCGCUGCCCUUGUCCCAAGCUUCAAGGAAAAUGGGUGCACAAUUGGUCUUGGAUAUAUUGAUCUUACUAAGAGGGUACUGGGGUUGACCGAAUUUCUUGAUGACAGCCACUUUACCAACUUAGAAUCUGCUUUAGUUGCACUUGGUUGCAAAGAAUGUCUCUUGCCUGUGGAUGGUACCAAAUCCAGUGAAUCUAGGCCCUUGAAUGAUGCAAUGUCCAGGUGUGGAGUAAUGGUAACUGAAAGAAAGAAAACCGAGUUUAAAGGUCGUGAUGUAAUACAGGAUCUUGGGAGGCUUGUUAAAGGUUCCAUGGAACCAGUUCGGGAUCUUGUAUCUGGAUAUGAAUUCGCAACAGGUGCUUUAGGGGCCUUACUCUCUUACACAGAAUUGCUAGCUGAUGAAAGCAAUUACGAAAAUUAUAACCUGAAACAGUACAGCCUUCAGAGCUACAUGAGAUUAGAUUCUGCUGCUGUGCGGGCACUUAAUGUCAUGGAGAGCAAAACUGAUGCUAACAAAAAUUUCAGCUUGUUUGGUCUUGUGAAUCGAACCUGUACUGCUGGGAUGGGUAAGCGAUUAUUGAACAUGUGGCUAAAACAACCUUUAUUAGAUGUUAAUAAAAUCAACUGUAGACUUGACUUGGUACAAGCAUUUGUGGACGAUCCUGAACUUCGCCAAAAUUUGAGACAGCAUUUAAAAAGGAUUUCAGAUAUUGAGCGUUUGAUGCGGAGUCUUGAGAAGAAGAGUGCUAAUCUCGUGCAUGUUGUGAAGCUUUAUCAGUCAAGUAUACGACUUCCAUAUAUCAAGAGUGCCUUGCAACGAUAUGAUGGACAAUUUGCUUCACUGAUUAAAGAAAAGUACUUGAAUUGCCUCGACUUCUGGACUGAUGAUAACCACUUAAAUAAGUUCCUAGGUCUCGUGGAAACUGCAGUUGAUCUUGACCAACUCGAGAAUGGAGAAUACAUGAUUUCCCCAAAUUAUGAUGAUAAAUUAUGCAUAUUGAAGAAUGAGCAAGCAUCACUAGAAAUGCAAAUAAACAAAUUGCAUCAACAAACUGCCAGUGAUCUUGAUUUGGCUAUUGAUAAGGCUUUGAAAUUAGAGAAGGGAACACAGUUUGGGCAUGUGUUUAGAAUUACAAAGAAGGAAGAACCAAAAGUGCGAAAGAAACUUAACACCCAUUUUGUUGUCCUUGAAACUCGAAAAGAUGGGGUAAAGUUUACAAAUUCUAAGCUCAGGAAACUAGGAGACCAGUACCAAAAGAUUGUCGAGGAAUACAGAAUCUGUCAGAAAGAGAUCGUUGGCCGUGUAGUUAAAACAGCAGCAUCUUUUGGCGAGAUUUUUGAGGGUAUAGCUGCAUCGCUUUCUGAGUUGGAUGUCUUGCUAAGCUUUGCUGAUCUGGCUGUUAGUUGUCCCACUCCCUACACAAGACCAGAUGUCACCCCAUCGGAUGAAGGAGAUAUCAUACUAGAAGGCAGUAGGCAUCCUUGUGUGGAAGCUCAAGAUUGGGUGAAUUUUAUACCUAAUGAUUGUAAACUUGUGAGGGGUGAAAGUUGGUUCCAGAUCAUCACAGGGCCCAACAUGGGUGGAAAGUCAACAUUUAUAAGACAGGUCGGAGUGAACAUCCUGCUGGCACAGAUUGGAUGUUUUGUUCCUUGUGACAGAGCUCAAAUUUCUGUUCGUGAUUGUAUUUUUGCUCGCGUUGGUGCUGGCGACUGUCAGCUUCGUGGAGUUUCAACCUUUAUGCAAGAGAUGCUUGAAACUGCUUCAAUUUUGAAAGGAGCUACUGAGAAGUCAUUGAUCAUAAUUGAUGAGCUGGGUCGUGGAACAUCAACUUAUGAUGGAUUUGGUUUGGCAUGGGCUAUAUGUGAGCAUCUUGUUCAAGAGAUCAAAGCACCUACAUUGUUUGCAACCCACUUUCAUGAACUGACUGCUUUAGCUCAAGGAGAUACUGCUCAAAGUUCUAAUAUGAAUAACAUAGUUGGUGUGAAAAAUUAUCAUGUCAGUGCACAUAUUGAUUCAUCAAAUCGCAAGCUAACGAUGCUUUACAAGGUCGAACAAGGGGCCUGUGAUCAGAGUUUUGGAAUCCAUGUUGCUGAAUUUGCAAAAUUUCCAGAAAGUGUUGUUGCUCUUGCUAGAGAAAAGGCUGCUGAGCUUGAAGAUUUCUCACCGACCAGUUUCGUCACGACUGAUGCCAUUAAAGAAGAGUCACAGGUGGGAUGCAAGAGGAAGCGAGAGUAUAACCAAGAUGACAUGUCAAAAGGUGCUAUUCAGGCUCGUCAAUUCUUAAAGAAGUUCUCUGAGAUGCCGCUUGACAAGAUGGACAUUGAACAGGCUCUACAUGAAGUAAGGACCUUGAAGAAUGAUUUGCAAAAGGAUGCUGUUGGCUGCGGGUGGCUGCAGCAGUUCUUUUAGUUAAUUCGACAAUGGUUUUUUCAUUUUACAUAUUCAGGACUACCCUUAUGCAACAUGUCCUUUCUUUCGGUUAGCAACUCCAGUUCAAGAGCUUUGUCCCGCGCUGUCUAUAGUUUCUCCUAGCUUUUGAUUCAUCAAAACUUAGAAGUAUGGGGGCAAUAUCUUGCAAUUAUGUAUAGAGAAUCAUUCAAGUUAACAUACUAUUGCGUGUAGUAACUAGCAAUGUGGUUUUCUUGGCCAAUUUUGUAAGUAGAAUCUAAUCUAUUGGCUCUAAUGAUGUUGAAUUACUCGCAUUUCAGUAAGUUUUGGCCUUUAA